AUGCUAUCUGGUGUUGUGCAGCGAUGGUGUCCAUGGUGUCUGGCAGAUCCCAAAGAUCUUGACAGUGGUCAGCCUUGUCUGCAUCAGUGUGAAGAACACACAGAGUUACUUUACGGCAUCAUUGGCAAUCUUGUUCCAUUCACCAAUGAUUUCGCUCAUGUGGAUAUCCAUGAGCUUCUCUCCCCCGAUCUUUUGCACCAAAUCAUCAAGGGAACUUUCAAGGACCACUUAGUUGAUUGGGUGGAAGAGUACUUGACAAUCACACACAGUGCUCACCAUGCAGCUGAAAUUAUGGAUGAUAUUGAUUGCAAGAUAGCAGCAGUAGCCCCAUUUGCUGGGUUACAACACUUUCCAGAUGGGCGCGGAUUCAAGCAGUGGACUGGCGAUGACUCUAAGGCAUUAAUGAAGGUCUAUAUACCUGCAAUCAAAGAUCAUGUUCCUGAAGACAUAACACAUGCAUUUAGGGUGUGCCUUGAUUUUUGUUAUCUUGUACGGUGUGAGGCUCUCACUGAAGACGACCUUCUACAUGUCCAAGAAGCCCUGGACCAUUUCCAUCAAUACCAGGAGAUCUUCAAGACAAGCAGUGUGAUGAAGUCAUUUUCUCUUCCCUGCCAGCAUUCUAUGUGUCACUACAUCUUGAUGAUCCGACUUUUCGGGGCACCCAAUGGCCUUUGCUCCAUAACAGAGUAUAAACAUAUUAAAGCAGUAAAAGAACCCUGGUGCCGCUCUAGCAGGUUCAAGGUGCUUGGUCAAAUGCUGCUAACAAACCACCGCCUUAAUAAAAUUGCAGCUGCCCAUGUGGAUUUUGAGGCAUGUGGCAUGCUUCAUGGCUCUUGCCUCUCCAAAGCUUUCACUUCUCAUCCCACAACAGGUCACAAUAAUCAUGAAGAUGGUGACUUGGAUGAGGACACAAUGGUUGACACAGCACUUGAAGAUCUCCCUGGGCACCUGCAAGUUCAUGAACCUCAAAGUCAAUCCAUUGAGGGAGAUGAUGUUGAAGUUCUCAAUGGACCAUUUGUGGAAUCCCAUGUUGAACUUGGAGUGACAACCCGUUGUGUCCUGAAUGUCAAUACACUUGGCCUUCAACUCAACCUUCUGCAUUUUUCUGCCAUGAUUCAAGAAUUCCUCCAUGACCAACUCCAUUCAAAGGACCCCAACCCUGCUCCUUUCAAUCCUGCAACAGCCCCAAUAUUCUUGGGGAAAGUGACACUUUUUAACUCUGCUGCUGCAACAUUCUAUGCGCCUAGUGAUCUGAGUGGUACCGGAGGCAUGCACCAUGAGCAUAUCUGGUCAACACCAUCAUGGUGGGGUGGUGUGGCUAUGCAUGAUUGCAUUUUCAUUAACUUGGAUGCUGACAUGGACUCUCCCAUGGGCAGGCUUGCAGUUGCACAGGUCCUAUGCUUUUUCUCAUUCAAGUAUCAAACAUCAUAUUUUACUUGUGCUGUUGUCUGUUGGUACUCUCAUGUACUCAAAAGACAUGAUCCGGACAUGGGCAUGCAUAUUGUCACACCUGCAACAACUGACGAUGGUACUCCAGAUAUUUCAAUUAUCCAUAUCAAUUGCAUCUUUCGUGCUGCCCACCUCAUUCCAGUAUACGGGCCAAAUUUUAUUGCUCAUGGAACUAAUCCACAUGACUCCUACAAUGACUUCAACUCAUACUAUGUCAACAAAUACACAGAUCAUCAUGCUUUUGAGAUAGUGUGA
Molecule: messenger RNA, 1704 nt
Organism: Suillus subaureus
Lineage: Eukaryota; Fungi; Basidiomycota; Agaricomycetes; Boletales; Suillaceae
Exons: 8
Coding region: 1-1704 (567 amino acids)
Source: RefSeq, a predicted model, not a curated record